AUGCAAAACCGAUUCAAGCUCAAGCUCUCAAACAUGUUCCGAUCCUCAUUCGGCUCCUGCAGGACCCGAAACUUAUCGGACGUGAUCGAAAAAGCGGUGUGCUUGCCUGAGAACCAGCAAGACUUGCAUGCUGCCGAGCCGCCGCCUAAGCAGUUGCCGCCUCGACAGUUUCCUUCCAUUUGCAGACCUAAAUGCUCCGAUUUAAAUCAAUCCACUAUCUCUACCAAAGACGCCAUGCUCCCAAGACGCAAGAUUUUCGAAAAGUACUCUGCUUUUGUAAAACCCUUUAAUCCCGACGGCCACACAUGCCCUCCAGCCUCGCCAAACUCGCCGCCGUUAAACCCCUACUACAACCUCCAUGAGAAAAGCUCCAAACAAAGAAAAACAAGAGUCAAGAAAAAGAAGAAGAAGGCGAGGAAUUCCAAGAAGGACAAAACCAACGGUGAUUUUUUCCCGUUUAGUUCUUCAUCUUUCGAUAGUAACAACUACAGAGGAUGGUGGUCGAGCAGCGAUGACGAGAUUGACACACUGUUUUCUUCAAAGAGCCACUCUUCCGACUCCUCCGGGCCCCGCUUGCUCGGUCGCUCACGGCGAAACGGGAGCACCGGCAGCCGGAGAAGAGCGAGUUCCGACGUGGGUCUGCUUCCGUUGCAAGGAAGAGUGAAGGACUGCUUUGCGGUGGUGAAGAAGUCGAGCGAUCCGUACAACGACUUCAGGACAUCAAUGGUGGAGAUGAUCUUCGAGAAGCAGAUAUUUUCGGCGAAGGAUCUCGAACAGCUUCUGCAGUGUUUUCUGUCCUUGAAUUCCACACAUCAGCACGGAGUGAUUACUAAGGUUUUUACUGAGAUUUGGGAAGCUUUGUUUUCCAACCGGGGGUCUUAA
Malus domestica (apple) is the source of this 882-nucleotide messenger RNA. RefSeq names its product transcription repressor OFP8-like. NCBI's taxonomy places the organism in Eukaryota, Viridiplantae, Streptophyta, Magnoliopsida, Rosales, Rosaceae. Gene Ontology annotation, biological process: negative regulation of DNA-templated transcription. The record is from RefSeq and is a predicted model, not a curated record.